Plasmodium gonderi is the source of this 501-nucleotide messenger RNA. RefSeq lists its product as hypothetical. NCBI's taxonomy places the organism in Eukaryota, Apicomplexa, Aconoidasida, Haemosporida, Plasmodiidae. The transcript has a single exon. Bases 1 to 501 code for a protein of 166 amino acids. The record is from RefSeq and is a predicted model, not a curated record.
AUGCAACUGUGGGAUUACCUAACAUUGCUGAGACAGAAGGUGCAUCAGUUCAGCUUUUGGUAUAAAUCAUCAAGUAUAGGUCACCGGAACUUUGUGUGGGUAUUUGUUGGCUGUUUUUGUGGAUAUGUAUAUGGAAAAAUUGAGUAUAUGAAAAAGAAGAAAGGGAAGGGAGUAUAUGGAGACUUAAUAUAUGUUGAUGAAUACAUAGUUGAUAAUAAUAAUAUAAGAAAUUUUGAAAAAAAGUACAAUCAGGUGAAUAUCCACUCUUUUAAAAAUAAGGGAUAUGAAUAUACAAAACUGUUUAAGGCGAUUAAUUUAAAUAAUUCCCCCGUCAGUUACCUUCAGCUGAGAUUAUGGGCGGAUAAAAAUUCUUAUGAAGACUAUGUCAAAAGCCAGAAAAUUCGAGAAUUAACAGAAAAUAUGGACAAAGAGUGCUUGUUUCAUUCUACUGAUAAAUAUGAAACCAUUGUGGACGAUUCCAUUGUGCGUUUAAUUCCUUAG